GUAAGACCCAUACCUGUGCUGCGUAGAUCUCGAGCCGGUUGGGCAUGCGGCCCUGGGGAAGGGUGAUGGGGAUGCGGCUGCCAUGACAACAGGCCGAUUAGAUUCAGACCUUUGUUUAUUUAUUAUUUUAUUUAUUUUCCUAUUAGCACUUUUCAUUUUCACGAAUCACGAGGACGGGCUUUUGAAGUAGCCGUGGCGACUUCUUCGGUGUAGGGUUAUUAUUAUUAUUAUUAUUAUUAUUAUUAUUAUACAUUUACUUUUUUAUGUUUUAACAGAGAUCCGCAUACUCCGAACUGAAAUAUAGCUUAGUUAUUAUUAGCUUUUCUUAUUUUAUGCUAAUUAUAAAUCUCUGACAAACAAAGUAUCCGUCACAUCCGGACUUCUCAAUUGAAUGGACAGUUUUUACACUAAACAUUGAAUAAUUACUCUGAUUAUGAGUCAAAGCGAGUACGGGAACGAAGCAAUCAUAGUGGGAAGUGCAGUUCAGGGAAUCAGCCUACCCGGUUGACACCUAUCACUACUGGGAGAGACAGGGAGGGAGGGAGCGCGCGACUGUAAAAUAGCCAACACCGAGCGCUGGGGACAUUAAAGCGGCAUCUUCCCUUUUAACAUCUGUUCCGUUAGCGUUUUGCGCGUGUAGUUAAUGGCGCUAUUCCUUCAUUGAAUUGGAUUAUUUUGUUAAAGCGGAACCCUGUUGCGUCCUUCCCUGUCUCUUUUUUUUCACUUGUGGCUAAUUAUAUUCCAAGGAAUGAAAGCAUGCCUGCGAUCUCGUCUCAGCGACUUUCAGCGUUCGCGAGUUCGGGGGUGAAUCCAUAAUCAUUUGACUUCUAGAUGUGUCUGCCUGCUUGUGCCUCUACGUGUGUCUGCUUGUGAACGUGUUUCAGUAUGAAUCAGCGUGCAUGUGAGUCAGCGUGGGUCUGUGCAUCUCCGUAUGUCUGCGUGUUAUAGACGACCUAUCUUUUCUGACACCGAUCAAGUGUCCUUGUCAUUCGUAGAUUAAGAUAUAGAAAGCUGCUACAUCAUCCGCCGCCAAAUUAACACUUACAUAAUACAUGUUGGGUGAGUAAAAACGGAGGACAGCGUUCGCAACAGCGGAAAAACAGUGGAUUAUAUGUGCGGCUCAAGAGCUGCGUGCGUCUCUGUCUGAGGUACCGGGAAUUCAGUGCCAACAUGCCCGGCGUCGGAGCGCUGAGGGCUGUUGGAAAGAGGAGAGGGUGGGCCUCCGGCAGAGAGUGGCGCUCCAAGGACAAGGGAAAGGAGGAAUGAUAGAGGGAUCACGGUGAAGACAAACGAGAAAGAAAGGAGAAGAGAUCGUAAUAUUUUCGGACCGGACGAUAUAUUUUUCUGACUUAAUUGAGAAGAUCCAAGGGCAAUAAGGAGAGAAGGAUGGACGCGUUCGAGAGCAUAGGAGGGCGGGGGUGUAAGCUACGAUCUCUCUAUUUUUUGAAUAAGAAAACUACUGCGCGUCGGAUUAAAUAACGUCAGGUCUACAUUUGAAAUCCAUAGUAAUAAUUUCUGUUUAGCUUAACAAAGUGAUGGACUGUGCCUAGGACUGAUAAGCUGUCACCUUCUGGGAGGUUUUUGUUUAGGAAGUGUAACAGGUUCGAUCCACCCCCCUGUGUACGGUACUUUUAUAUAGCCUCUCCCUUGCUCCGGGAUGGACGGGGCGGGGGGUGGCACAGGGUCAGCAGGCGGUGAGGGUCGCCCCACCCGAAAUGGCGAUUCCAAACGGCGCAGCAAGGGAAGCCUCCCGUCCCCGGGCUACCGCCUGUCCCAGGCCUCUCUGGAGGGGGAGCGGGCGGAUGCCGGUCGGAGACGCCUCUCCAUCAUGAGCUCCACCCGGGACGGGCUGCCCUUCCGCACGGCGGGCACCCCCACCACCCCGGUGCCCCUCCCGCCGCCUCCCCCGCCCGUGCCCUCGCAGCGCUCCGUGGGCUUCGCCUCGUCCCGCGCCGCCCUGGCCUCCACCUCCUCCACGGGGACCGGAGUGGUCAUCGUGGCCACGGGACCCGACACCACCACCACCACCACCACCGCCUGCAACACCAACGCCCCCGGGACCCCCGACGCCAUGCUGGACGGGGAGGACUACAGCUACUCCAACCAGUCCACCUUCAUCCAGAGGCAGUUCGGCGCCAUGCUGCAGCCCGGCGUCAACAAGUUCUCCCUGCGCAUGUUCGGCAGCCACAAGGCAGUGGCCAUGGAGCAGGAGAGGCUGAAAUCGGCCGGAGUCUGGAUCAUCCACCCAUACAGCGACUUCAGAUUCUACUGGGACCUUCUCAUGCUCCUCCUGAUGAUGGGCAACCUGAUCAUCCUGCCGGUGGGCAUCACCUUCUUCGAGAACGAGAACACCCUCCCCUGGAUCAUCUUCAACGUGGUGUCGGACACGCUGUUCCUGGUGGACCUGGUGCUCAACUUCCGCACGGGCAUCGUGAAGGAGGACAGCACGGAGAUCCUGCUGGACCCCCGCGCCAUCCGCCAGCGCUACCUGAAGAGCUGGUUCCUGGUGGACUUCGUCUCCUCCAUCCCCGUGGACUACAUCUUCCUGAUGGUGGACCUGGAGGCGCGGAUCGACUCGGAGGUGUACCGCACCGCCCGCGCCCUGCGCAUCGUCCGCUUCACCAAGAUCCUCAGCCUGCUGCGCCUGCUCCGCCUCUCCCGCCUCAUCCGCUACAUACACCAGUGGGAAGAGAUCUUCCACAUGACCUACGACCUGGCCAGCGCCAUGGUGCGCAUCGUCAACCUGAUCGGCAUGAUGCUGCUGCUGUGCCACUGGGACGGCUGCCUGCAGUUCCUGGUGCCCAUGCUGCAGGAGUUCCCCGCAGACUGCUGGGUGUCCAAGAACAACAUGGUGAACGACACGUGGGGCGUGCAGUACUCCUACGCCCUCUUCAAGGCCAUGAGCCACAUGCUGUGCAUCGGCUACGGCGCCCAGGCGCCCGAGGGCAUGACGGACGUCUGGCUGACCAUGCUGAGCAUGAUCGUGGGCGCCACCUGCUACGCCAUGUUCAUCGGCCACGCCACCGCCCUCAUCCAGUCGCUGGACUCGUCCCGGCGGCAGUACCAGGAGAAGUAUAAGCAGGUGGAGCAGUACAUGUCGUUCCACAAGCUGCCGGCGGACGUGCGUCAGAAGAUCCACGAGUACUACGAGCAUCGGUACCAGGGCAAGAUGUUCGACGAGGAGAACAUACUGGGGGAGCUGAGUGAACCGCUGAAAGAGGAGAUCGUGAGCUUCAACUGCCGCAGCCUGGUGGCCAACAUGCCGCUCUUCGCCAACGCCGACCCCAACUUCGUGACGGCGGUGCUGACCAAGCUGCGCUUCGAGGUCUUCCAGCCGGCGGACUUCAUCAUCCGCGAGGGCACGGUGGGCCGCAAGAUGUACUUCAUCCAGCACGGCCGCGUCAGCGUGCUCACCCGCGGCAACAAGGAGACCAAGCUCAGCGACGGCUCCUAUUUCGGGGAGAUCUGCCUGCUGACGCGCGGGCGACGCACAGCCAGCGUCCGGGCCGACACCUACUGCCGCCUGUACUCGCUGUCGGUGGACAGCUUCAACGAGGUGCUGGAGGAGCACCCCAUGAUGAGGCGGGCCUUCGAGACCGUGGCCGUGGACCGGCUGGACCGCAUCGGCAAGAAGAACUCCAUCCUGCUGCGCAAGACGUCCCAGGGGGGAUCGGUGGCGGGGAGCAGCGUGGGCAGGGGGGGAGGAGGAGGCGGCAGCCGGGGCGGAGGAGCGGGAGGAGGCGUGGGCCUGGGCUCCUGCGACAGCAUCCUCGUGCAGCAGAUCGUCAAGCACGACAGCAUGCCCUCGCAGGACGGCGGGCCCCCCGGGGCCGCGAGGGCGGGCGUGGCGGGCGGCGGCGGGGGCACCAUCUCCCCCCGGCCCCGCCCGGUGAUCUGGGCUCCCCUCGUCCACGCCCCCCUGCAGACGGCUGCGGCCACCACCAACGUGGCCAUCGCCCUGAUGCACCAGCAGCAGCAGCAGCAGCAGCAGCUGCAGCAGCUGCAGCAGCAGCACGCACUGGGAGCUGCAGUAUUCCUGCCGUCCACCCUCCCCAUAUCCCCCUCCCCCUCCACCUGUCCUAUCUCACCCCCCCGGCCCCCUCUCCUGCACCCCCGCCAGUCCGUCAGCUCCCUCAUGGGGGUGGUCGGUGGGCUGUCGCCCAGGGGAGUCACCCCUGUCUCCAUCACGUCAACCCCCUCUCCCUCCUCUAUGGGUCCUGCCGGGGUGGGCGGGGCUGUAGGGAGUGGGGUCUCUGUGGCCAAAACUCCACCUACACCCGCUCCUAUGCCGGCCCCCCUGCAGGCAGGCAGAACUCUGCACUACAGUCUCCGUCUUCACUCUGACGCCCCGGCGGGGGGCGCUCUGCUGUCAGGGGGUGCCACCACCCCUCCCCUCCACAAAUUCCCAGUGGUGGCUCCCGAUGCCCGCAGUCUUGGAUCUGGCCAGCAGAGGGCGAGGGAGGCGCUGUUGCGCCACGGCGGGGGGAGCACGCAGGGGCUCCCGGCUUUGGGCAGAUUAACCCAAGAGGCGAGGCUUCUGUCUGCCUCGCAGCCCACACUGCCACACAGAGGCUGGGCAGGCGUACAGCCCUGCCCGCCUUUGCACCGCAAAGCCUCCGGGGGCAACUUGCUCCCUGCCCCGUUCCAGGUGCCCGCGGGGCAGAUGGCGAGAGGGGGCAGUGUGGGCGUUCUGAGCUCUAAUGUCCCCUCCGCACAGCAGCUGAUCUCUUCAGCGCAGAUGGCAGCCCAAGCCUCGGCCCUGCUGCAGGCCCAAAUGAGCUCCUACGUACAAGCACAGCCCCCGCCCUCCUCCUCCCCCAAACCCUCACCCGCCCCUGCUCUGCCCACCUCCACCCCAGCCCCGUGCCCCAAACCCAGUCCCGCGCCCUCCUCUCUCCCCUCCUCUCCUCCCUCGUCCAAAGUUCCCACACCACCUCCUUCCUCCCCUGGCCUCCCCCAAACCCCACGCCCUAAACCCUCCCCCACUCCUCCGUCCUCCUCCCCUCUGGCUUGUACACCCCCCACCCCUACCCCCACCGCUCCCACGUUCCCAGCCUCCCAGACACCUCGCACGCUCACUUCUGCCACCCCGGCCCCUUCCUCCUCUCCAAAGGGGGGCAAUAAAGACCCUGAACUGCCUGUCACCAGGAAGGACUCUGAGGCUCUUAGACAUAAACUUCCUGCCAACAUGUGAGGAGGGUGUGGCCAGGAGAGCCAAUGGAAGAGGGGGUGGGCUGGGGUGGGCCGGUGGGGUUGGUUAUGACACUAUUCCAAGCCUACAUAGUGUGUUAGUGAUUGCUGGAGCAAGAGAGAAAGCAAAGAGCUGGAAAGACAUUACAGCAUGGACAGUCAAUAAGACAGCAGCAAUGAUGGCAGUGAAGAGGAUGACUGUUGCACAACUGUAGCUUGUGCAGGGGUAACAAUUUAAGGUUGUGAGUGGGACAGACAAAUCCCAGCAGUUUGCAGUUCCACAACCCCCCACGACUCCUGCUCCUCACCAAAGUGUAAAAUCUGUCACUAUAAUAAUAAAUAAUAAAGUAAAUUCUGUAGUAAUUAUUAUAUUUAUCAUAAUAAUUAGGCACAAUCCACAUGUAGUCUGUUGUCCCAGGUGUGUGGUGUUAGCUUUGGACAGAUAAAAUGCUAAGGUCCAUGUUCACUGAUUGCUGUAACUAAAUUGUGUUUUAAUGUGUGAGCCUUCACACUGCUCCAUCAUUCACAGUGUAUGUAGGUUUGUAUCACCAAUCUCAAGCUUCUCUUUUCAAUGUAUAUAUUAUAUAUAUAUGUGUGUGUGUGCGUGUAUAUGUAUGUAUUAAUCUAUUCUCUUCUAUCCUUAUGUCCUUUAUUUUGUAUUUCCACACUCCCUUCUGGCCUUUUGGUUUAUUUCUCUGAGUUUCUCGGUUUUUUUGUGUCUGUAUUCCUUAUCUGUCUGUCACCCCCUACUUUGUGUCUGUAUUCUUACUAGUUUUCUUUUUUAGUUUUCUUUUUCUCUGUUCAUGCCCCUCCUUUGCGUCCUGUUGAGUGCUGUCCUUUGCUGUCUUGUACCAAUAUCAAAAUAGAGUUUUUAAUCUACUCUACCAUGUUGCCUAGACUGUGUAAAUUUAAGGACCAAAUGUUUUAUUUUUAUCUGUUAUCACAGCUUUAGCUUUUGAGCAACAAAAAAAGAGUAAAUAAUUGUCUAUAAAGAUGACGAUGACAAUGAUGAUCAUUAUGAUGAUAGUAAGAAAAAGCAGAAUUAGAGUCAGAAUUACUAGUUCAGCUGUAAGGGUGUGUAUUCUCUUACGUAUGUUAGGAAUCCGUUAUCUGUGGAUCAUUUUUGACACGCACACAAACCCAUUUUACUCAACAGGUGAAAUGCUUCCAUUUGGGCAAACAUUUCAGUUGGCAUUGGUGAUUACGGUAAUAUCAGUUAGCUACAGAGCUUAAAACAUUAGGGAAAGGAUUCAUACAAAUAUUUGUUUUGAAGCUGUGCAGAAUAUUAUGUUUGACAUAAUUUUUAACUUUGGAAAGCAGUCCUGAUUUUGGUUGCUUGAAAUGAGUUAAAAUCUGGUUUAUAAUCUUUGGACUGAUUCUCCAUUGAUUUCAGACUUUAUGAUGUCACCUGGUUUGAUGCUGAGACAAUGUGAACACUGAAUAUGGUCAUUAGUAAUAAAGAGACUGAAAGACUAA
Messenger RNA from Anguilla anguilla (European eel), 6666 nucleotides. RefSeq names its product potassium/sodium hyperpolarization-activated cyclic nucleotide-gated channel 3-like. Gene Ontology annotation, biological process: potassium ion transport; transmembrane transport. NCBI's taxonomy places the organism in Eukaryota, Metazoa, Chordata, Actinopteri, Anguilliformes, Anguillidae. The transcript has 8 exons. The coding region runs from base 1658 to 5194 and encodes 1178 amino acids. Gene Ontology annotation, molecular function: voltage-gated potassium channel activity. Gene Ontology annotation, cellular component: membrane. The record is from RefSeq and is a predicted model, not a curated record.